This is a messenger RNA of Frankliniella occidentalis (western flower thrips), 1467 nucleotides long. Its product is annotated as zinc finger protein 227-like. Lineage: Eukaryota; Metazoa; Arthropoda; Insecta; Thysanoptera; Thripidae. The transcript has 3 exons. Bases 295 to 1467 code for a protein of 390 amino acids. The record is from RefSeq and is a predicted model, not a curated record. Gene Ontology annotation, cellular component: nucleus.
UUUCAGUGCAUCUCAUGCUCCAAGACGUAUUCAGCACUCAGGAGUCUCCAGAAACAUCAGCGGGAGCUUCAUCCACGAAUCGACGCAGGGGGGGAACCAGAACCAUUAAAGUGCACCCUAUGCAACAAGUCAUUUCGCAAUCCUCAAAAUUUGCGAUUACAUCUCCGAACCCACACAGGAGAAAAAGCGUUCGAGUGUUCUGUAUGUACCAAGAAGUUCUCUCUAGCGAGCCGCCUGCGGAGACAUCUGCAAAUCCACACUGGAGCAAAACCAUUCAAGUGUACUUUUUGUCCCAUGACAUUUGCUGUGCGUGGAAGUUUGCUAUCACAUCACCGAACGCACACUGGAGAAAAACCAUUUGAGUGCACAUUAUGUUCUCAGAAGUUCUCUCAAUCCUCAGCUCUGCGAAUUCACAUGCGUAUUCACACAGGGGAGAAACCAUUUAAAUGCACCUUGUGUUUUAAGGAUUUUCGCCGACUUGGUAACCUGAAAGAUCAUAUGGGUGUCCAUACUGGAGAGAAGCCGUUGGAGUGCACUUUGUGCUCGAAGAAGUUCAGAUUGCCGUACACGUUGAGGGCUCAUCUUCGAAUCCACAGCCAAGCUGGAGUGGAACAAUAUGAGUGCAAAGUGUGUCACAAAAAAUUUCCUCGAUCUGACUAUCUGUGGAAUCAUCUCCGAACCCAUUCAAGAGAAAAGCCACAUGAGUGCACCGUAUGCGACCUGUACGCGCACGAGCGCACUGUGCACGGCCGCCACCGCACGCACCACUGCGAGCUCUGCGAGCGCGCCUUCACCCUGCGGCCGCUGCUGGUCCGGCACGUCCGCCGGGCCCACGCGCAGAGCCCCGAGGAUGCCGAGGCCGCUGAGGACACCGAGAACGUGGGCAGACGGCCGCAGCCAUCGGCCCGCUCGGCGUACGGCCGCUACCUGGACGGGCUCUCGUCGGAGGCGCUCAGGAGCCUCUACGAGCAGCAGUUCGGCCUGGGCAACAACAACUGUCAUGGAGAGCAGCAUCAGGCCGGCCGACAUCUGGGUGACACUAACGGACCCAAGUGCGACCUGUGCCCACCGCCCGCAACUUCGGAGCCAAUGCCGUCGCCUGCGGGGCCGCCCACCCCGCCGCCCUCACCGCCCCCACUGCCGGCAACCGCCCCCGCGCUCGGACCGCCGCCAGGGGCCAAGGAGACACUUGGUGAAGUUUCAUUGCAGAAUAAUCAGACGGUGAACUCUUCUACGAGUGCGUCCAAGGAAAACGGGAAGCGGCGGCCGGGGAGACCAAGGAAGCAGCGCCCAGAGAGUGCAUCUGGGGCUGCUUCAGAAGAAGCCUGCAAGCCGAGCCGGGGACGACCAAAGAAGCAGCAUCCAGAGCAGAGCGCCGGACGCAAGCAGCGCAUCAGCAGUAUUCUUGUACCUCAAUUUUAUGAAAUACACAGUUUUUCCACACUUGCCACAGUUUUUGUUCGCUAG